AUGCUAUGUCUAUUCAUGCUGUCGCCUCUUCUCUCUCGCUAUUCGCCAACAGCAAUUGCUCAAACAAUCGCGCCAAUUUCAGCCGCCCAGACAGUCGGGCCGACUACUGCCGGCCAGACAUUCGCGCCGACCACAGCCGCCCAAACUGGAGCAGCUUCCUUUUCGGCUCAAAUAAGCGCUUCGGCGGCGCGUCGCGAGAUCGAGGCGCGCGACCUUAAGGAGAACGCGCGCGCGAGGAGCAUCAGGAAUUUCCGACAGUACUUGCUCGCGCUGCUCGCGGGAUUCCCGCCGCCGGUGCCGCCGCUGCAAGCGGAGAGGCCGCGGCUGAUUUUGCUUCCGGACAACUCGAUGGGCGCGAGAUGCCUGGACGGCAGCCCCCCAGGGUUUUAUUUCCGGGCGGGCACGGGGGCGGGUAAAAACAUGUGGCAUAUUUACUUGCCAGGCGGCGCGUGGUGUGUCUCUGCCGGUGAGUGCGUGGAGAGGAGCAAGACGCGGCUGGGCAGCAGCACGUUCUAUCCUGAUGACCCAAACAGUGAGGUCAUCCGCCCUUCUUUCACGGGCAUUCUCAGCAGCAACAGCAGCAUCAACCCGGCCUUUCACAACUGGAACCUCGUCCGUCCCAUCUACUGCGACGGUGGGGGGUUUGCUGGGACGACUGGGAGGGUGGAGACGGAGGGGGGGAAGGUGCUAUUCCUGGAUGGGUGGAAGAUCGUUCGAGCUAUCUUGGAUGAUUUGAAAUCAUAUCGCGGGUUCAAAUCGGCAGCGCAGAUUCUCCUGUCGGGCAGCUCAGCGGGCGGCCAAGCAGUCGUUUCUCUCUGCGAUCGCAUCGCUGCUGCCUUCCCCUGGGCGGCAACCAAAUGCGUCUCCGACUCGGGCUUCUUCAUUGACUCCAAGGACCGCACAGGCGGGUUCACAUGGCGCGUUCUUGCCAAGAGCGUGGUUGACCUGCACCAACCCAAGUGGACUUGCUUGAAUGGUCUUCCUAAGAGUGACCAAUGGAAGUGCUUUUUUCCGCAGUACACUCUUUCGAGUGUUAGCAGCCCUAUAUUCAUUUUCCAGAAUCUCUUCGAUGGAGUGGCAUCUCAAAUCGGCGGGUUGUUACCGUGGAACUACACUCACAACGUCAAGUGUUUGGGUGAAAUACUGAGUAUGGAGGUGGACCAGAUCCGCGGUACAGCUUCCGCGGACGAAACGCAGGGGGGACCCGGGGCGGAAAACCACGGCGCGGGGAAAGACUGCGCACAGUUCCCCGCUACUACCUCAACCGUGAUGCACACGCCAUGGCGAAGGAAUCUCGGCCUUCACCCCGACUUGGGGCGAGGGAACCUCAGCUUCACCUCGAUGGGAUCGCACACGUCGCACACGUCGCGUGACGUUCUUUCCCGCCGUACGGCUACAAUGGCUCGCCUCGUCACUCUCCGCGUUUCCCUCGUGGCCUCCGCCGCGGCGCUUCUGCUCCUCGCAACCGCCGCCCUGCCGGCGGCGCUCGCGGCGGGCAAUUCCGCCGCGUCGAUCUCCGCGGAUUCGACUGACGUGAUGGCGGCUUCCGCGAGCCGUCGGGUUCUGCAAGCCGCGCCCGCAGCGGCACCCGCGCCCGCGUCCGACGCACCACCAUCGUCGGCGGCGCCGUCGUCCGACGCGCCGUCUUCCCCGGAGGCGUCUCCAACUCAGCGGAUGCAUCUCGCGUCCAACAUUAAAGCCAGCGACGUGUCCAAAUCCAUAAACCUCCUCAACUACCUCGCGUACACGGCGUGCCAGUUCCCAACCGGGAAAACCAUGUUCCUCCCGUCCAACAACGCGUGGAGGGACGCGUUCGAGGGGUACAAGAAGAGCCGCAUCAGCGGCGGGCUGUAUGACGCACUCGACGUGGUCGCGAACAGCGAUAAGCUCAAGAAUCCGGAUAAUAAGGACCGGCUUACGGAUUACUCCUCGCUGCUUGACAAGUCAAAGGGAUGCAAGUCGAUUAUUCUCGGCGGGCCGAUCAGCGAGGCCGGGAGGACUGCGCUUUAUAAUCUGCUGACUUUCCACACGGCCGAUUUUACGAUCAAGACAGAGGAUCUGGACCGCAAGUGCGACGCCACUGGCUACACCUUCAAGACCCUGUUCAACGGCCAGAAUGUCAACUUCAAGUGCGACAGCAACAGCAACGGGCUCAUUUCCGGCUCGGACCCCCUCGCAUCCAACCCGGCUGCUGGCACCCCGUCUGCUGUCGCGAAGAUUGACGAUAAGGCGGGCGAUUUCUUUUACGUCGACAAUAUUGUGUUCCCCAGCGACAUGGCCUCGCUGCCUGGUACGCGUUUUUUUUCUUUUGCAACAAGGUUUUGGAUUCGAAUCAGUGAGCAACUGGCUCUCAGCAAGGGUCUUUUGCCUUAA
Messenger RNA from Closterium sp. Yama58-4, 2373 nucleotides. The record is from the annotation of a GenBank genome assembly. NCBI's taxonomy places the organism in Eukaryota, Viridiplantae, Streptophyta, Zygnematophyceae, Desmidiales, Closteriaceae.